Molecule: messenger RNA, 1413 nt
Organism: Miscanthus lutarioriparius
Lineage: Eukaryota; Viridiplantae; Streptophyta; Magnoliopsida; Poales; Poaceae
Source: the annotation of a GenBank genome assembly
AUGGAUCUCAGUCAGAACCACAUCCACAAUCAAUCUGCUGCCAACCUCUACUACCAGUUCGGUUCAGACAAUUCGUUCCCUGGCUUGGGGACUCAGCAGCAGUUUCCACCAUUCACCUCGCCGUUCGGCGCUUCACCAUCCACCAAUAUCCCGCACAUGGACUGGAACCCUGCUACGAUGCUAGACAACCUCACCUUCAUCGAGGAGAAGAUACGGCAAGUGAAGGAUGUCAUCCAUACAAUGGUGGACAGUGGUGGCCAGCUUUCGUGCCACCAAGGUGAGAUCGCUCAGAAGAAACAGGUGGUUAAUGCAGACCUGACAUGCCUUAUAGUUCAGCUCAUCUCUACCGCCGGGAGCCUUCUCCCGUCACUGAAGAACUCGUCCUUUCUGAGACAUCCUGCUGCUGGGCACAUGGACAUGGCUAACCAUGUUGGCCCAAGCUCAGGCUUAGUUCCUAAUGCGAUGACCGUUUCUGAAGAGAACAAGGAGGACAUGUGUAGCCCUGAAGACUAUGAGGAACUUUUCAAGGGAUGGACUGAUGGUACUAUCAAAGAAGGCAUUGAAAUCGGCAAUGUUCUUGUCGAGGAGCAGGAUAUGAAGGAUGGCGAUGAAGGCAAAGAUGGAGAGAACCUACCGCCAGGUUCGUGCGAGUUACUGCAGCUGGAGAAGGAUGAGAUAUUGGCUCCGCACACACACUUCUGCUCCAUCUGUGGAAAGGGUUUCAAGAGGGAUGCGAAUCUGCGGAUGCACAUGAGAGGGCAUGGCGAUGAGUACAAGAGCCCAGCUGCACUAGCCAAGCCACCAAGAGACGCAAGCGCGGAGCAUGAACUGGUGAAGAGGUACUCGUGCCCGUUUGUCAGCUGCAAGCGGAACAAGCUGCACAAGAACUUCCAGCCCCUCAAGACCAUCCUGUGCGUGAAGAACCACUACAAGCGGAGCCACUGCGAGAAGAGCUACACCUGCAGCCGGUGCCACACCAAGAAGUUCUCCGUCAUGGCUGACCUCAAGACGCAUGAGAAGCACUGUGGCCGGGACAAGUGGCUGUGCUCGUGUGGAACAAGUUUUUCAAGGAAGGACAAGCUUUUCGCACAUGUAGCUCUGUUCCAAGGCCAUACGCCGGCAUUGCCAUCAGAGGAGCCAAAGACUUGCUCAGACCAGAUCAGUCAUGCAGGGAGCCAUCAGGAAUCAACAAAAGUCCCAAACUCCAUGGGAAGCAGCUUCAUGUGGGGUGCCUCCUCAGGGGAUAACAAUGCGCUGGAUAUCAAAGGGUUUGAUGGCUGUAAUGAUGACUUCCUGUCGACAGCGAACUUUGGUUCCUUCAAUCUCAGUUUUGGGCCAGCUGAUGGAUUUACAGGAGAGCCUUCUGGUGGUUCGUUCUCGAUGUUACCUUCUGAGCACUUUCAGAGUGCUUAA